AGCGCUCUGGCCCGCUUUCGGCCUGGGCCAACCGCUCCCAACGAAGCCAUGCCGCGCUUCGCCGCUUUUCGGGCCCUGGCGGCACUUGCGCUCGCAUCGGCCUUGAAGGUGGAUGAGGCCACUCCAGCCAAGAAGGUGGUGAAGAUGCUGAAGAAGCUGCAGUCAGAUGUUGCAGCUUUGGGCCAGCAGGAGGAGGCGGAGUUCGCGGAGUACGCGAAGUUCUGUGGGAAGACGAAGGAUGAGAAGGCUUACCAGAUCGAGAGGUCCGGCAAGAAAAUCAGCAAGUGGCAGGCCGACAUUGACGUCCUAGCCGAGGAGCUGAAGGCGAAGCAGGAGGAGCUGUCGCAGCUGCAGGAGCAGAAGGCCAAGCUCAGCCAGCAGCUGGCUGAUGCCACCUCUGCAAGAGAGGAGGAGCAGAAGACCUACGAAGCCGGUACGAAGGAGAUCGCGGAUGCCAUGGCGGCUUUGGACAAAGCGAGGGACUCUGUGCUCGGUGCCCAGGAAGAGCUGAGCCUCGCAACGGUGCGGCGGGUUUAUGAGCUCAUGGCGGCCGGAGGCAGCCACCAGCUUCCGAGCGCCCAGCUGGCGCAGCUCGAGGCGCUGGCCGCCCCGGCCCCGAAGUACAAGGCCAAGUCCUCGGAUGUGGUCUCCAUGCUGCGGGGCUUGAGAAGCACCUUCGUGGCGAACAAGCAGAAUCUGGAGAUGGAAGAGGAGGAGGCGAAGGGCGCCUUCAACAAGCUGAAGAUGAAUCUGGAGCACCAAAUCAAGUACACAGGACAGCAUGUGAACGAGAAGACCCUGAAGAAGUCCAAGAAGGCCUCGUUAAAGGCACAGCUGGAGAAGGACAAGACAGCCGAGACGAACGCCCAGGAGUCAGACACGAAGUUCCUGUCGUCUCUGACUCAGGACUGCGUGGACAAGGCGGCCGUGGCCGCCGAGCGCAAGGCGAAGAGCGAGGAGGAGCUGGCGGCGCUGGACACGGCCAUCACCAAGCUGGCGGCGGGCGGCGUGGCGCUGCCUCAGGUGCAGUCUGCGACAGAGUCCGCGCAAGAGGUCCGAAGGGAGGAGGCGAGCCUGUCCUUCCUGCAGGAGGCCUCAGCGCCUCGGAGCGCGUCUUUGGCGAAGCUGAAGGACUUGGAGGCCCGCGUGCAGCUGCCGGAGCUGUCGCUGGCCGUGCGCGCCGCCAGCGGCGCGGAGGAUCCCCUGGCCACGGUGCGGGAGCUCAUCAAAGGCAUGGUGACCAAGCUCGAGGACCAAGGCAAGGAGGAAGCCAGCACCAAAGCCUUCUGCGACGAGGAGGUCACGAAGAGCACCACGGACCGGGACAAGUACCAGGCGGAGAUCGAGACUCUGACCUCGAAGCUGGAGACAGACACCGCCACCUUGCAUCAGAGCAACAAGGAAGUGGCCCUCACGUCAGUGGACAUCAGCAAGCUCACCAGCGAGUUGGAUGAAGCCUCAAAGCUCCGUGCCAACGAGUCUGCAGGCAACGAGGCGGCCCUGAAAGAAGCCAAGGACGGUGUGGAAGCCGCGGACUUCGCGCUGAAGACUUUGAAAGACUUCUAUGCUGCGCCGUCCUUCUUCCAGCAGCGCGCCGUUCGCGAGCAUGCCCCUGACCGGGACGGCAAGUCCAUUGCAGACGUCGCGCCCAAGGUGAACACUGGCGACUACAGCGCCGAUGCCAAGCAGCGCUCGAGUGGCGUGCUGGGGAUGCUCGAGGUGCUCCGCGACGACUUCACCGGCUCGGCUGCGGAGACAAAGGCCGCUGAGGAGAAAGCCACAGAAGCCUUUGACAAGUUUAAGACGGAUUCCAAGAAGGACUUGGAAGGAAAGCAGCAGGUGGUUGAUUCACUCACCUCCGAGAUCUCGGACCUCAAGGCAUCGCUGCUGCAGACCCAGCGUGACCUCUCAUCGGCCAAGGAGGGUUUGCGGCUGACUGAGUCGGAGCUGGAUAAGCUGAAGGGCAUCUGCACGGAGGGGGAGGAGUCCCAGGAGGCCCGGAAGAAGCGCCGGGAGGAGGAGAUCCAGUCUCUCAAGGAGACCGUCGCGCAGUUGAAUGAGCUCAUCCAGGGAAGCUGAAGCAUGGGAGCUUGUCCAAUGAUCUGCUAAGAGCAUCGAUCA
Molecule: messenger RNA, 2121 nt
Organism: Effrenium voratum
Lineage: Eukaryota; Dinophyceae; Suessiales; Symbiodiniaceae
Source: the annotation of a GenBank genome assembly